Molecule: messenger RNA, 1317 nt
Organism: Trichechus manatus latirostris (Florida manatee)
Lineage: Eukaryota; Metazoa; Chordata; Mammalia; Sirenia; Trichechidae
Gene: IBA57
Product: iron-sulfur cluster assembly factor IBA57
Exons: 3
Coding region: 1-1083 (360 amino acids)
Biological process (GO): iron-sulfur cluster assembly
Cellular component (GO): mitochondrial matrix
Molecular function (GO): protein binding
Source: RefSeq, a predicted model, not a curated record
AUGGCGGCCGCGGCGCUCCUCCGCGGGACGGCCCCGGGCCGCGGCAGCUCCUUCUGGGGCUUGCGGCUGUGUGCGGCCCCGAGGCGCCGCCUCACGCACGGCGCAGGCCAUCCCGGCGGCGACAACGCGCACGGCUCGCCCUGGACCUGCUUCCCGCUUGGCGAGCGCGCCGUGCUGCGCGUGCGCGGGCCGGACUCAGCGCCUUUCCUCUCGGGGCUGCUGACCAAUGAGCUGCCGCUUCCGGGUACCGGGACGGGGACGACCCCGCCUGCGGCGCGCGCGGGCUACGCCCACUUUCUCAACGUCCAGGGCCGGACGCUCUAUGACGUAAUCCUGUACCGACUCCCCGAGGAGGGUGUGGAUGCGGCGAUGGGCUUCUUCCUGGAGUGUGACAUCUCCGCGGUGGACACACUGCAGAAGCAUCUGGUGUUCUACCGGGUCCGGCGGAAGGUGGAGGUGGAGCCCUGCCCGGAGCUGGGAGUGUGGGCCCUGCUGCCCAGCACCUCCGAGGCCCACAGGGCCCGGCCCCUGCAGGAGAAGGCGGAGGGGGCCACCGUCCUCACUGCUGACCCCAGGACGGCCUGCAUGGGCUGGCGGCUGCUCACCCCGAGGGAGAACUCAGCCCUGCUCCUGGUGCCCGGCAGCCGGCACGGGGACCUCCGGGACUAUCGCAGGCACCGCUACCGACAAGGCGUUCCCGAGGGGGUCCGAGACCUGCCCCCAGGAGUGGCUCUGCCGUUGGAGUCCAACCUGGCCUUCAUGAAUGGAGUCAGCUUCACCAAGGGCUGCUACAUGGGCCAGGAGCUGACAGCCCGCACCCACCACAUGGGCGUCAUCCGCAAGCGCCUCUUCCCUGUACGGCUGCACAGCCCGCUGCCUUCGGCCGGCAUCGCACCGGGCACCCCCGUCCUCACCGAGUCAGGAAAGGCAGCCGGGAAGUUCAGGGCCAGCGAGGGCGACGUGGGGCUGGCUCUGCUGCAGACUGAGAAAAUCAAGGGUCCCCUGUACAUCAAAACCUCUGAAAGUGGUCCUGUGGUCUUAACUGCUUCUGUGCCGGACUGGUGGCCCAAAGCCACCAAGUGAACCUGGACGUCCCCCUCUCAUGUUGGCCGGGCUGAGCCGCCCGUAGUGCCGUGAAGGGUGCUGGCCUGUGGAGCUCGUCCACAGCUGUGCCCUGUGCACCUCAGCAGGUAUUCCAGGGCCUUGCUGCUGCCACACCCCUGACGCCCCUGGGGGAGCCUGGGGGGUGGGGCAGCCAGCUGGCCAGCAUUUCCCAAAGUGGGCCCCUGUGAGCACCCCCUUGGGGAGUUCCUGUGU